AUGCUGCUGCUUCUCCUGUCUGGCUCAGUGCCGACGCUCUCGGAAUCCGACCGGCAGCAGCUCGACGCGCUGGGACCAGUGGCACUCGGGAAGGACGGCUCGUUGCACCGCCUGAGCAACUGGGCCGAGCUGACGGCGGGAGGGCGCGAGACGGCCGGGCGACUGAUCGCGGCCAGGAACGAGAAGCGCCGGAUGCGGUUGCUGGAGGAGCAGGCGCGGGCGGCGGAGCCGGAGCCGGAGCGGACGCAGGCACGGUGGUCACUCCGCGCGUUCGGCGCCUGGCUGACCAGGCGGUUGCGCCGCCCCGCAGAGGAGGGGCCGGCCAUCGACUUUGCGCCCGAGUUUGUGCCGCAGAUUCUCGACGGCCGCAAAGCGGCGACGACCCGGUACGUGGGCGUGGACGGAGAGCCCCUGCUCUCGCGUCUGAAGGUGGGCCACCUUGCCAACGCCACGUGUCGCACCUGCAGCGGCAGGGCUUCGGCUGCCCCCUUUGCGAGGCUCCGCAUCUCGCGCCUCGAGAGGACGCGCGUGGACCGGCUCAACGGCACGCUCGCCGCCACCGAGGGCCUCGGCUCCGCAGACGAGCUGAGGGCGACGCUGCGCCGCUUCUACCCCCACCUGAGGGACGCCGACCCGGUGAGGGUGCUGCACUUCGCGCUGGAGGCGCGGCCGGGCGAGGACGAGCAGGAGGCAGUGGCGCUUACUUGA
Emiliania huxleyi CCMP1516 is the source of this 708-nucleotide messenger RNA. RefSeq lists its product as hypothetical. The record is from RefSeq and is a predicted model, not a curated record. Lineage: Eukaryota; Haptophyta; Isochrysidales; Noelaerhabdaceae. Bases 1 to 708 code for a protein of 235 amino acids. The transcript has a single exon.